AUGGAAGCCCUAGUCUACGACGAGUCACCGCUCGCUGAAAUCCUCGAAGGUGACGCUUCACCACAUUACGAAUCAGAGCCAGGAUCGCCCAUCUACACAAGUGCUCCGCAAUAUGCGCCUCGAGGUCUACCGCGGUUGCGCGACAAGUUGCGUUACAUCAGCCGAACAGCCCGAUCCGUAACAGAUGCCUCCGGCGAUCGGUUUCUAGAGAAGUUCAGAUACAGCAUCGUCGCCUCGCAGCUCCUUUCCGAAGACCCCAAGAGUCGACAGCAUACCUCUGUUCCGCCAGAUACACAGGCAAUACCCCUAUCUGUUCGUGGUGCAGCAACCACAACACUCCUAUCCUUUGCAACAGCAUGGCUGCUCCAUUGGCUGCUGCAACGACUACAAGACCCCUUGUCCGUUACGUGGACCGAAACAUGGCUAUACAUACUUUCAAGUGCUUGCGUUAUGGCCUUAAUCGUCUAUGUCGCAAGGAGACAGUAUCUGAAGUUCGUGCGCCAAACAUCCGCUUUGUUUUGCUCAAAACUCGUCAGUGAAAGUCAGACCUUUGAUGAGUCUGCUGGGCAAGCAAUACGACUCAUUCAAGAGAUCGAAGUUGUGGCGCGGGGUUACGAGAUCAGCAGCCCUCUACCACCCGUUAGUCGCUUAGACGGCCACUAUGCGGAGUUGCAGUGUCGAGAACUACGGAGAGUGGUGGCCAAAUCUUUGGGGACCGGCAUCACGCAGUUCAUUCACUUCCAUAACGAAUUGCAGCCGCUAACGAAUGUGGACGACUUGGGCGGCUAUUAUCAUAUCUACGAUCUCUCGCCCGACGAUUUCACGGGUGCGGUUGGAUUUGCCAACGACUUGUCCACAGAAGCCCAAGAAUCACUCAAACAGUUGAGAUUUCUCUUCCAGCUUCACACGGUUGCGAGAAAGUUCUUCUUGAUCGAUCUCAUGGCACUACGAACCAAGCCAUCCUGGUCUGACGUUCAUCAGUGGCGUAAAGUGUCUCGAAUUGCGUCGAGCCUGGCAGACGACACACAGCUGGCUUCGAGGCAAAUCGAGGAGCUAAUUAACGAGGACGAUGUGCAUUCCCAGUACGGCAGUGAUUUUGUCGCCAGUCCAGUUCGGCAAGACUUUGUGACGCCAGAGAAGCAGCAAUCGAAGGCUCAGGUCAGACGCUUCGAGGCUGUUGGCAACGGCAUUCGCGCACUGAAUGCCAAAGCCCGCAUUGGUCGCGACGAUAUAACGGAUCUGAUCUCUAACGGCGCUGGGGACAGGGUCAUCAACGCGACCAUAGCCAAGCACUAUGAGGCAAUCGGUUCGGAGAUAAGGACCCUUCUUGACGAAUGGGAGCAUGGCCGGCCGACAAUGUUGCUCAAUGUCGCCUCCGGUGGGAGAGAUACUCGCCUAUCCAAUGUUCCACGAUCUCCUUUGUCGCCAUCUCCCAGCCUUGGCGGCAUGACCAUGGUGGAAGGGGGUGGGCCAGCCGAUGCUCUAAGACUGCUCAAUGGCGAGAGCGAAAGUGAACACGGCACCGACAGUGGCACCAUGGACGAGCAAGUGUUUGAAGCCAUCGUUAAGCCGCAGUCUCGCAAGCGUAUGUCUCUGGGCGUCAACAUGACUCGCGAGGAGAAGAUGGCCAAGCUGCAAGAGGAGCGAAAGAAGCGAGCUACCUUUCAAGAACAAGCCGACAACACUACGAACAUGCUUCGUGAAUUGCAGAUGGUGAUCAAACACAGACCUCCGCAUCGCCAGAACAGCCGCAUUACAUCGGUCUAA
This is a messenger RNA of Cyphellophora europaea CBS 101466, 1767 nucleotides long. RefSeq lists its product as uncharacterized. The record is from RefSeq and is a predicted model, not a curated record. NCBI's taxonomy places the organism in Eukaryota, Fungi, Ascomycota, Eurotiomycetes, Chaetothyriales, Cyphellophoraceae. The transcript has a single exon. Bases 1 to 1767 code for a protein of 588 amino acids. Gene Ontology annotation, molecular function: myosin binding.